AUUUUGAAGCAAGUUUUAUUCGCCUGAUUGACAAAGUGACCAAUGGCUCUCGGAUUGAAAUAAACCAAACAGGUACUACCCUGUAUUAUCAGCCUGGUCUUCUGUACGGCGGCUCGCUGGAACACGACUGCAGCCCCAGUCGCAGCAUUGGCUACUAUUUGGAAGGUCUGCUCUGCCUGGCACCCUUCAUGAAGCAUCCGCUGAAGAUUGUCCUGCGGGGAGUGACAAACGAUCAAGUGGAUCCUUCAGUAGAUGUCCUUAAGGCAACAGCUCUACCCCUACUGAAGAAAUUUGGAAUUGAUGGUGAAAAUCUGGAAAUCAAGAUCAACCGGAGAGGAGUGCCUCCCAAAGGGGGUGGGGAGAUUGUCUUUGCCUGCCCAGUGAGAAAGGUCUUGCAGCCUAUUCAGUUCACGGAUCCUGGCAAAAUCAAGCGCAUCAGAGGAACUGCGUACUCUGUGAGAGUGUCACCACAGAUGGCGAAUAGAAUGGUGGAAUCUGCAAGGAGCAUCCUGAAUAAAUUCCUCCCAGACAUUUAUAUCUACACAGAUCAUAUGAAAGGGGUCAGCUCUGGAAAGUCACCAGGUUUUGGCAUGUGCCUUACUGCAGAAACCAUCAAUGGAACUAUUCUUAGUGCUGAGCUCGCCUCAAACCCUCAAGGCCAGGGAGCACCUGUGCUUCCUGAGGAACUGGGCCAGAACUGUGCCAAGCUGUUGCUUGAUGAGAUCUACAGGGGAGGCUGUGUAGAUUCAACAAAUCAGAGCCUUGCUCUUCUUCUCAUGACCCUUGGACAACGGGAUGUUUCCAAAGUCCUGCUAGGACCUCUGUCUCCAUACACGUAA
Molecule: messenger RNA, 839 nt
Organism: Merops nubicus (carmine bee-eater)
Lineage: Eukaryota; Metazoa; Chordata; Aves; Coraciiformes; Meropidae
Gene: RCL1
Product: RNA terminal phosphate cyclase-like 1
Exons: 7
Biological process (GO): ribosome biogenesis; endonucleolytic cleavage of tricistronic rRNA transcript (SSU-rRNA, 5.8S rRNA, LSU-rRNA)
Cellular component (GO): nucleolus
Molecular function (GO): RNA endonuclease activity
Source: RefSeq, a predicted model, not a curated record